AUGGGGAAUAUAGCUACUAUAUUUUUAUUCUUAGUAUUAAAUUUUAUUUCAAAUUCUAAAGCUGAAUCUGAUAUAGAUGUUGAAACUGUACCAAAUGAUACUAUAAAAUGCGAAUAUUAUGAAACAGAAUUCGAUGUUCGUGACAAAUGGCCAAAAUGUUCCUCCUUCAUCAAUCACGUAGAAAAUCAAGGAAUUUGUGGCAGUAGUUGGGCUAUAGCAGUUGCUUCCGUCUUCACAGAUCGUCAUUGUAUUGAAAGUGACAAAAAGGGUCUGAUCACACCACAUAAUGCUAGCAACAUAUUUUCGGCAUAUGAAUUGCUUUCUUGUGCACCAGGGCUUGGCUGUGACGGUGGCUUACCGAACGAUGCGUGGGAAUAUAUAGAAAGCAAUGGAAUUUGUACAGGAUCUGAUUAUUUUGAGGAUAGUGGAUGCAAACCAUAUCCGUUCGGACCUGAUGACACAAACCCUAUUGUCAACAGUUGCUAUAACUUUUGUACCAACAAAAAGUGGGGAGUACCUUAUGAUGCUGAUAGAAAGAAUUACGCUUCGGGUGGAUAUUAUAGUGAUCAUGCUGUUGUUAUUGUUGGAUAUGGAACUGCUUCUUGUGGUUAUGAGAAAAUACCUUACUGGAUUAUUCGAAAUUCUUGGGGUACUAAUUCAACCGGUAAAGGCUUUCUCAAAUUUCGUCGUGGAAAUGACGAAUGUGGAAUUGAAUCACAAAUAUCUUUUGGAAUUCCUAAAAUUGAUUGA
Molecule: messenger RNA, 750 nt
Organism: Meloidogyne enterolobii
Lineage: Eukaryota; Metazoa; Nematoda; Chromadorea; Rhabditida; Meloidogynidae
Source: the annotation of a GenBank genome assembly